Rhinichthys klamathensis goyatoka is the source of this 5860-nucleotide messenger RNA. It is a transcript of the gene grk3, whose product is annotated as G protein-coupled receptor kinase 3. Gene Ontology annotation, biological process: G protein-coupled receptor signaling pathway; protein phosphorylation; regulation of signal transduction. The record is from RefSeq and is a predicted model, not a curated record. Bases 255 to 2321 code for a protein of 688 amino acids. NCBI's taxonomy places the organism in Eukaryota, Metazoa, Chordata, Actinopteri, Cypriniformes, Leuciscidae. The transcript is spliced from 21 exons. Gene Ontology annotation, molecular function: G protein-coupled receptor kinase activity; ATP binding; G protein-coupled receptor binding.
UUUCAGCCACGAUGGUUUAUUUCUGAGAGCAUUUUUGUGGUUUGGAAACACGAUAAUUAAACAACUGGGGCUGGAAUAGAUGUUCGCGCCUCUCUCGCGCAUCAUCAUCCUCAUCAUCACCACCACAGCUCCCGCGCUCGUCUCGUGCUGUUGAUUCCGCCCGCGCGCGAGCGCGCAACAUCGUUCCCUCACGUUCUCCCUCACUGCUGGUUCUGGUACCGUUAGCGAGUCGGUUCGACCCAGAGGGCUCGAAGAUGGCGGACCUCGAAGCGGUUCUCGCCGAUGUCAGUUACCUGAUGGCGAUGGAGAAGAGCAAAUCUACUCCAGCGGCCCGGGCGAGCAAGAAAAUCAUCCUUCCCGAACCCAGUAUUCGGAGUGUCAUGCAGAAGUACCUGGAGGAAAGGGAUGAACUGACUUUUGACAAAAUCUUCAACCAGAAGAUUGGUUUCCUCUUGUUCAAGGAUUUCUGCAUGAACGAGAUCGACGAGGCCGUUCCACAGCUGAAGUUUUAUGAGGAGAUUAAAGAGUACGAGAAGUUGGAUUCAGAAGAGGAGAGGCUAACGAGCAGUCGGCAGAUUUACGACGUCUACAUAAUGAAGGAGCUUCUGUCGUGUUCACAUCCCUUCUCUAAGAAGGCAGUAGACCAUGUCCAGACUCACCUAGCAAAGAAACAAGUUCCUCCAAAUCUCUUUCAGCCAUACAUAGUUGAAAUCUGUGACAGUCUUCGAGGAAAGAUCUUUCAGAAGUUCAUUGAAAGCGACAAGUUCACGCGUUUCUGCCAGUGGAAGAAUGUAGAGCUCAACAUCCAUUUGACCAUGAAUGACUUCAGCGUGCAUCGGAUCAUCGGUAGAGGGGGUUUUGGAGAGGUGUACGGAUGCAGAAAGGCGGACACAGGGAAAAUGUAUGCCAUGAAGUGUUUGGAUAAAAAGCGGAUCAAAAUGAAGCAGGGCGAAACGCUGGCGCUCAAUGAGAGAAUCAUGCUGUCGUUGGUCAGCACCGGGGAUUGCCCUUUCAUAGUGUGUAUGACAUAUGCCUUCCACACCCCUGAUAAACUGUGUUUCAUCCUGGACUUGAUGAAUGGCGGCGACCUUCACUAUCACCUAUCUCAGCACGGGGUCUUCAGCGAGAAGGAUAUGCGUUUUUAUGCAGCUGAGAUCAUACUGGGCCUCGAACACAUGCACAAUCGUUUCGUCGUCUACAGAGACCUCAAACCUGCGAAUAUCCUCUUAGAUGAACACGGACACGUUCGCAUCUCUGACCUGGGCCUGGCCUGCGAUUUCUCCAAGAAGAAACCACACGCCAGCGUAGGUACCCAUGGCUACAUGGCACCUGAGGUUCUGCAGAAAGGAACAGCGUACGACAGCAGCGCCGACUGGUUCUCUCUGGGCUGCAUGCUGUUCAAACUCUUGCGAGGGCACAGUCCAUUCAGGCAGCACAAGACCAAAGACAAACAUGAAAUUGACCGCAUGACCCUUACCAUGAAUGUGGAGUUGCCUGACUCCUUCUCACCUGAGCUUAAGUCCCUCUUGGAAGGACUCUUACAGCGAGAUGUUGCCAAAAGAUUGGGGUGUCUGGGGCGGGGGGCGUCAGAGGUAAAGGAGCAUGUGUUCUUCAAGGGAAUCGAUUGGCAGCAGGUCUAUCUCCAGAAGUACCCCCCACCCCUCAUUCCCCCCAGAGGAGAGGUCAACGCUGCAGACGCCUUUGACAUCGGCUCCUUCGACGAGGAGGACACCAAGGGAAUUAAGCUGCUUGACAGUGAUCAGGAGCUCUAUAAGAACUUUCCUCUGGUGAUCUCUGAGCGCUGGCAGCAGGAGGUGGCCGAGACUGUGUAUGACGCUGUCAACUGCGACACAGAUAAGAACGAGGCGCGCAAGCGGGCCAAAAACAAGCAGCAGGGCCAUGAAGAAGACUACGCGCUGGGGAAGGACUGUAUUAUGCACGGCUACAUGCUGAAGCUAGGAAACCCCUUCCUGACACAGUGGCAGCGGCGGUAUUUCUACCUAUUUCCCAACCGCGUUGAGUGGAGAGGCGAAGGAGAGUCUCGGCAAAACCUGCUGACCAUGGAGCAGAUCGUGACUGUGGAGGAGACUCAGAUCAAGGACAAAAAGUGCAUCCUGCUGAGGAUCAAAGGAGGGAAACAGUUUGUCCUGCAGUGCGAGAGUGACCCAGAGUUCGUACAGUGGAAGAAAGAACUCACCGAAGCAUUCACAGAGGCCCAGAAGCUGCUGCGUCGUGCCCCCAAAGUCAUCGGCAAGGGGCGAACUAACGUGGUGGAACUGUCCAAACCUCCGCUCACUCACCGCAACAGCAACGGCCUGUGAGCCGCCCACCUCCCGCCACCCUUGUCCACUGCUCCUCUCUAUCCUUUUCAUCAACACACACAUGCACACGCUCUCACACCCUCUCCCAGCUAAACGCUUGUCCAGCACCAUCAGGCUUCCCAACCGGCACAGUGAGCCGCCACAUGGUCCAUCUUGAAAGGUUCUGCUGGACUGCUGUUCCACAACUGUCCGUCAAUCAAAUGCACACACACACACACACACACACAGUUCCUUGGGGUUGGCGUCACUCCAGGAUAAUGCUCAAGAACAAUCACUGAUGUCAAUGCUGCAUCUGGGACCUUGUUUUGACCAGUGGUGCAGGCUGGGAUACUGUGCCUCUGUUGUGAGCACGCCACUCUUGUUUCUUCUGUGAACCCCACAUUCUUCAUGCACACGCUGGCAUGCUCGUAUACAGGCAAAGAUUAAGGCCUCUGCUGUAAGGGUCCCAAAAACCCACCCAAUGUUCACUUGGAGCUUCUUUCCCAAGUGGCAGUGUGCUAGAGCCGGACAGUAUCAGUACUUCUGCUGUGGGAGCCGGUGGAUCCUUUUCGCCAAGGGAAACUAGAGCCAUUCGGUCUGAGAGAGCUAAUCAGAUAUAAACAAUCUCAAUAGACGAUGGCUUGAACAAUAUUACUCCCAUUGUCUUUUCAUGUCCAAACGCCAAGGCCACCUCACUGACUGUGCAGUUCUUGAAGCGUAUGCUUUGCACCACUUUCUGUCAACAUUGUGGGUGCGUGGCAUGCAUGCAGUUUCAUACUUGAUGGACUCUGAUUUGUGGACUGUUGUGGCACCCGACCCCUGUCCUGUACUUGUAAAGUACAAAAGUCUUCUACACUUCUGUAAUACUCGCCGUCGGAUUGAACAAGUGUAACAGCAUGAGUUGCGAGUGUUGUGCACAUCCAAGUUGUGCUCUUAGAGGACAACAUACAGUGUAUAAAUUAGGGAGCUUUUUUUUUGGUGCUCGGCCCUUGUAAACACCAAAUUCAGUUGGGUUGCUGCGUGCCCGUUCACGUGCAUUAAAUGCGUGUACUUGUGUGUGUACACGAUGCAAAAUGUAGGUGUUGUUGCUUUAAAGGAUAUGCCCAUGUUGUCACCUGGAAGAAUUGUUUUCUUUCACCUUGAAUGUAUUUUUUGUUUCUCUUUUCGUCUUUUUUGUUUGUUUGUUUUUCCGAUGGUGGAGUGAUUUACGCUGCUUGACACAAUGGGAAGGAAUGUGGCGGGAUGUUUACGAGGACACGCCCCCUUCUUGAACCCAACCCCUCCCCCUUGAACUCACAGAAGUGCAAAAAGUGCCAAUGAAAUAAAUGUUGACUAGAGACACCUGAGAAUUCCUCGAGUCCAGGCCGCGUCACCUCGAUCUCCCUGUAAACGGCUCCGAGAAUAGUGUUGGAACCUGAACGCACAGGAAUAAACUGAACUGCAGACCUCCAGUCGCUUGAACAGCUUCGGCGUACAUAGACGCCAGUGGACGGUUGACGAUGCAUGAUGUCUCGGUUAGAGGGACCACUUAGGAAGAAAGCAGCAGCAGCAUCCCUGGAGUCUUUUAUCUGACUGUAUAUACGAAUCCUUUCUCUGUGCAUCUACAGUAUAAUCUUCUUGACAAUGUUUGCAUAUAUGGCGAAUCUCUGUCUCUGCCUGUCUGUGUUUGUCCCUAUGUCUCAGCUUGGGGGUGGGCGGGUUCACAUCUGUCAAUCUGCGACACGCGCAAAGCUGAGGCUGAGAGAACUGCGUUCGCGCCUCUUUUAGGACCAUCGGUGUAAAAGAGCGGAGAGUUGGAUGACUUAUCUCAUAAUGAGGUGCGAAGAGGUCUUCUGUCUGUCUGUGUGUUUAGUUAUGCCGGCGCUUCUGAGGGUGAGACAUGCAAAGCGGCAUCACCAUUAUCCAUUUACGGGCAGACACACUGUUAUUCUGAACGAAGGUAGUACGCUCGCACUCACAGGUGUUCGGAAAGGUGGGCUGCUUGGAUCGUGGAAGGAGAGACAACUUAAAACCAUUUGUUGUGAGGCUUGAUUUGAAUAUAGUUUAAGUUUUUAUAUUGUUUUGAAUGUGACGCAAAUGCAGAUUUCUAUAGAUGACAUAUUUUUUUGAGCAUGUUAUGUGCAUUUAUUUUUGGUCUAUUUUUCUUCUCUUUUUUUUUUUGGUUUGAAUGGAAAAACAAGCACAGCUUAACAGGCAUGAGAUGAUUUUAAAGAAGUGUUUUCUUCAUGUAUAUUCAGGUUCUUUUUUUUCCAUGCAGUAAUUUUCUUUUUCUGUGACUCCUGUCUGUGCAUUUCGAGUGAUUUGCAUGUGACGCUCUGCAAAAAUUGCAGGGUUUUGGGGAGUCGACCAGUUUUUGUAGCCUUUAAGUGUCUGGGAGGUGCCAUCCUGAGGAUGUUUUAGUGCCCUUCAAGGGUUAUAUUUGCAAACCAAAAUGGCUUGUUUUGAAAUAUUAUCUCUGCACUUUUCCAUCACGCUUCACGAGCUGAUGAAAAAAUAAAUGUGCCAAACGACUGUAGAAGAAUGUCCUUGAACCAAUGAAAAGCUCAUGCGUCGCUCGCUGUUUAUUUUCGAAACUAAAAUUGGUACGUUUUAACAGGCAAGUGUCGACGAGUUUGAGAAAGGGUACAAAAAUGUGACCAAAUUCAGGUGACGUGGAACCAGUGUGCCGCGGGGCGAACGAUCCUACGUCAUUGACGAUACGCCUCAAAGCUACUGACCGGCGGCGGCCGGUACCGUGUUUUGAAACUGCUAGCCCGUUUCUCAAGAAGGGUGGCACCUCCGCCAGUCCUAAAUAUCCAUGUUUUAUUCAGGGGUUUUAUAUUUUAUUUUAACGGUAGCUUUUCAUUCACUUCGUCAGUGUUUGCUUAAUUCAAGUGCUUGUGUGUCUGUUCCGUAGCGGUGAAUUUGUCUGUGGGCGAACGCAGGUUUUGAAAUGGAAGAGGGCGAUAAAUAGGAAUAAAAAAAGAAAAACAAACUAACAAAAAUCUAAGUAUAUAUGUGUAUAUGAAAUGAAAACAAAUGAGCUUAGGUUUAUUUAAAAGAUUUUACGACGUAGACACAAAAAUUGACUCGGGAAGGGAUCGGGUUUGAUGUGAGUUCAACUAUUUGUGGUGAAGAAUCAGCUCAGAUCUUGCACAUAAAAGUUUAGAUAUUGUACCUACAAGUUACAGAUUAUUAUUUUUGUUUGUUUAAUACAGGACUCUCUUGCUCUCUCUUUCAUAUUUAUUGUCUGGUCGGGGAGCUAGUCCCUCUGUGCGUGGGUUUACCUAGGGCACGGAGCUGUCGAGUAUCCGGGUUUACAGUCAACCGAAACUCUUUUUCAUGUGCCACAAACAAACGCAAAUACUACUGUCUGGGGUUAUUACCAUUUAAGGUUAUGAUGAUGAUGAUGAUAAUGAUGAUGAUGAUUAUAAUAAUUAUUGAUAAUAUUAUUCAAUGAAUGAUAAUUGUUAUUAAAAAAAAUUCUUUUGUUUUUUGUUUUGUUUUUCAGAACAGCUAGGAACAUGUGUGUUGGACUGCUUAUAAAAACAGUUCAGAAAUAAAAGCCCCUUUUUCGUGUU